Messenger RNA from Lecanosticta acicola, 3733 nucleotides. NCBI's taxonomy places the organism in Eukaryota, Fungi, Ascomycota, Dothideomycetes, Mycosphaerellales, Mycosphaerellaceae. The record is from the annotation of a GenBank genome assembly.
AUGUCGUCGCCAGACGUGAGAGUCCGAAACCACACGCUUCCUCUACGCAAAGGUUCGGAGGACCCAUACCGCUCAGAGAAAUCUGCGCCUCACGUCGGGCCGGGCAAGGGUGCUGUUUCAUCUCAGCCAUCCUCAGUCAUUCGCGGUCGGUCGUCGCCAUCCGUCGGAGGCCGGACUCUCACGCCUCCUCCAACCAAAGGCACGAACGAACCACACCGCCCAGGAACUCCUGCGCCUGGCAUCGAUCCGAGCAAGAGUUCUGUAUCAGCUCAGCCGUCGACCCAUGUUGGUAACGAGACGCUCUCUUCUCAGCGCAAGCGUAAGCCUAGAGCAGAGCCCGAGGCUCCAGUACUACCGCUUUCAUGGGACGAGAACGAGUCGUCACUCGCUCCACCACAGGAGCUAGUGGGACAUGAGCCGAACGACCUGGUCACAUCCUCCAAUCCUGUUCAUCCAUCCGGAACGUCUCCCUCCCUACCAGCGAAGGCCGCGGCACCCAACACUUCGCUUUCAGAGGAAAUUCCUAACCAGCGAAAAGGUACCCACUCUCAAGUUGCUAAUUCUGGCGGCUCAGCGAUUCCUAGCUUCUUGGGCCAGAAAGCGUCAUCUUCGUCGUCCUCGAGCAAUUCUGUUCUGAAGGAUUCCAGCGCUGCCAACGAUGCUCUUUCUCCUUCUCCGAAUGUUCCGAGGAUCCUCACUGGACCUUCGCCGUCCCUCACACCAUCGCUGACAUCCUCGACUCCGCGGGCAUCUUCGAGGAAGUAUUUGUCCAAAGGAGAGGGCAGCGCUACCGGCCAUGACAAGCCGACGAAGACAGUAUGUUUAAAUACCGGCGUUGCCAAUACCGCUGUCAGUGGGAGCUUUGCUCUUACUUCUACGACGAUGCAAUUGGGCAAGCAGCAGGAUAAAUUGGAAGACCCACCAAACAGGACAAACUCCACACUCCACAGCUCUGAGCUUAGCCAUCAGACAGCAUCAUUUCCGCAGAAUACGGCUCCCGAUCUGCAGGCGAGGAACACUUCCACGGGCGCUUAUAGUACCGAUGACUUCGAUAGGGCACCCACGUCCAGUGUUUUGCCACCAGGCGGAUGGGGUGGUUGGAAGCCUUCGAAUCCUUGUUCUUCCACUUCAACGAUUCGCGACUUGUCGCACGAGAGUACCAUUCCGCCUGUAUCCCUGAAAGACAGCCGCCCACCCGCACCUCCGCCUCAGCCACAGCAGCUGCAGCCGACUUUGCCACACUCUCCUCCUAAAAGCAAUGAACAGUCUACAUUGUCAAACAAGACUCCGGAGGAAGUGCGUCUCCAUCAUCGCACCCCAUCUUCUGCGCCUGCGCCUCCUGCCAUAAAAGUCACUCAGCCCACGCCGAAGCUCCAUUCAUCGCUGUCUUUCGCCACAGGUACGAAUCUAUUGGGUUCUGGUGGAUUUGAGCAAGGCGACUAUCUUCCAUCUGCCGCUACUACUAGCCCGCGGGCAUCAGUUCCGAGCACUCGUCUGCCACAAAAGCAAGGAGCUAGUCAAGGCAGCUCUUUGCAGCCUUUGCUUCCGCCCACCAAUUCCGAUGCCGCCACUCUCCCGCCGUCAAGGAGCUUCGAUGUCCCUUCUUCCUACAUCAAAGGAAGUGCUAUCGAGGAAGAUGAGGGAGAGGCACCCACGGCUGGUGGUGCAUUAGAUGGAACUCAGUUCCAAACGAAGCAGAUGGAGAUUCCUUCGGCAAUUCAUUCACAAGAGGCUUCACUAUCGUAUGCUUUGGUGCCUUCAUACCCGCAGAAGCAGUUGUUUAAAGACGACAAGACAGAGGACUGGAACGAUCUCCCGGCUGAUAUGAUGCAACCUUCUCGCUCUUUAUCGCUCUCUGCAAAUCGCCGAUCGCCGCGGUUGUAUGCCACUCAGUCCCGUCUUGGGCCGCCGCCGCGGCCGGAGCCAAAGAUCCCAGCAACGAAUACUAGAGACGAGUCGUCGAAAGCCGCAGCGAUAAGUCCAAGUCCACUGCAGCCGAAGAGCAUCCUGAAGCAGACAUCAUAUUCGCAAACAGCAUCUACUAAUGAUCCGGCUCUGGCGGCGUUCUUGAAUGGUGGCUACGCUGGCAAGGCGAUAUCCUAUCUGCAGCCAUCGCAUCGUAGACGAUCUGUAUUUGAUCGGCCGCUGGAUUUGCCAUCUUCUCUUUAUCAGCCGCCGGCGCCGCAUCGUACUACCAGGAGUGACGACAAGGUUGAGCGCUCUGUUCUUCGACCUCGGCCUCGUUCUGUCAGCGAUUCCUCUACACACCGACCCUCUGCGGCGUCUCUCUUCUCCGGCGAAACCUGUGGAUCAUGUGGGCUGAAGCGUCUAUCGAACUUCCAUACCAUUUGGUCUCUGCACCCCGCGACCGGACAGCCCAUUUGCACCAGGUGUUCUGUUCGCGCUCCACGAGCUCGGAUCGUAGUCGGCAUGCUGCACUCAGCCCUUGAAAUCACGGGCCUGAUCUGGAGACAUCCAUACUACACCAUAUGCUCUCUUCUACUUGUCUACCUGCUGCUGUCACCAUGGAUUGUUACACUUCUUCAUCUUACAGGAGUGAUAGUCCACGACUUCUUCUGCAAUACGUCGGCCACCGAUCAGAAAGAACACACCACAGCAGUCGCAAUCGUCACCUUAGUAUCAACAUCCAUCUCAAUGCUGAAGACUCGGAACCUGCCCGCCUUCUCUGAUAUCCUUACCGAGAGCCAUGCAGUGGUAUGCGACAUCGACCUCAAAGAGUGCCUCCUUCACGAAGAGCCUCGCGAAUGGGACUUCUACACUGGCAUGCUUGCGAGGCGCGGCCAGAGCAGUGGUGGAGAAGAGGAGGAAGACCAACAACAGCAGCGGGGGUAUAUGAAGAGCUGGGAACCCGUGUGUCCUGUACCUUCGACACCCAAUCUUGCACAGUGUAAGGGCAGGGAUGUUCACCUUCUAGGGCCAGUGCAGGGAGAGAGAGAGUUGACUCAGUGGCUUGGGAAUGUGAGGGACAAGAGUCUGGAUAUCAGGGUAUGUGUCUCCCUUUGUAGGAACGAAGCUUGAUUGUGCGAAUUGCUGACUUGCGCUUUCUACUCGUAGGUGGCUUUCUACGAUCUAAGGGAGUAUGUGACGACGUACGUUACGAACGCUGACACCGAGUUGGAGAAACUGGAAAUGGUAAGUUCAUUUCCGUCCCUUAUCGAGUAUAUUGUCUGCUUUACUAAUCUUUACUACACAGAUCCUCCACAGCCCUCCUUCACCUCUGGUCAAUCAUGCCCAAUCCCUCUACGAGUCCGACAUCGUCUCAACUUGGGCCUUCCACACCGCGACAACGAAUUCGACUCUCACCUCGUGGGCGGUCCACCUCACCAAGCCCGCCUGGACAUUCUACAAGACCCUCCUACGGCCACACAUCCUCGCCCUCCCACCAAUCCAAGCGGACCUCUAUACCGCUCAACUCGCCCAACUCUACGAUUCCUUGCGCAACACCUCCGCUUUCCAAGAACACGAGCAGCGCCUCACCCAGGCGGACAAGAACUGUAUCGAUUCUCUCAAAUUUGGAGAUGCGAAGAGGGGACAGUCGUUACAGUUGCCGCGUGGAAUUUCAGCGUGGAAAGACAGGGUUGUGAGGCCGUUGUGUGAGAAGGCGGGGAAGUGUGUGCAGAAUAAUGGAGUCUUGGAGGUCUUUCGGCUUGCUGUGAAUGAGAUGAUUAGAGGAUUUGAUAGGGAGAAGAAGAAGGCGAAGGGCAGGAGUUAG